Molecule: messenger RNA, 1242 nt
Organism: Miscanthus lutarioriparius
Lineage: Eukaryota; Viridiplantae; Streptophyta; Magnoliopsida; Poales; Poaceae
Source: the annotation of a GenBank genome assembly
AUGGAGCCCCAGAAGGGUUAUCUCCGUCGUAUUGCGUUCUUUGUCUUCGAGAUGUGGCUUGCAACCGUCUUUGCUCUGCUUAUCUUAUUUGCGCUCGCGAGCAUCGGCAGGUCCUUGGGCAUGCUAGAAAAGAGCUACUACACCGGGAUUGGAGUAGCUUCUCCGGGAGAUAGUAUCAUAUCUCAAGAUUCUUCCGAGAAUGGCGAAACUGAUGGGAUCCUUCCUCAGUCUGAAUUUGCAGAUUUGGCCCAGAUGUUGCCCAAGGUAGCCACCGACGACAGGACGGUGAUCAUCACGACGGUGAACGAAGCGUUCGCGCGUCCCAACUCGCUUCUCGGCCUCUUCCGCGAGAGCUUCCAGGUCGGUGAAGGGAUCGGCCACCUCCUGGACAAUGUCCUCGUCGUCGCCGUCGACGCCAAGGCGUUCAGCUACUGCAAGGCCGUGCACCCACACUGCUACCUCCGGCAGGUGAAGACCAUGGACCUCAGCUCCGCCAACAACUACAUGACCGAGGCCUACGUUGAGCUCGUCUGGACCAAGCUCUCCCUGCAGCAGCGCGUCCUCGAGCUCGGCUACAACUUCCUCUUCACGGACGUGGACAUCGUGUGGUUCCGCAACCCGUUCCGGCACAUCAGCGUGUUCGCGGACAUGACGACGUCGAGCGACGUGUUCUCCGGCGACGUCGACAGCCUGGACAACUGGCCCAACACGGGGUUCUUCUACGUGAAGGCGACGAACCGGACGGUGGAGAUGCUGCUAGGCUGGCUCGGCGUCGCUCGCCAGCAGCAGACGCUCCUCCAGAUCGCGGUGAGCGAGCUCGGGCAUCUGGGCUUCCCUGAGUACGUUGUCGACGCGGCGAAAGCGAAGAGGAGCGUCGUCAUCAUGAUCGGCGUCGAGCUGCGGCGGUGGCGCACGGCGCGGGCGCGGUUCCCGCCGAACCACGAGCAAGCCAUCUUCAACGAGAUCAAGCACGAGCUCGCCCAUGACCUGGGCGCGCGCGUCCAGUUCCUCAACUCGGCGCGCUUCGGCAGCUUCUGCCGGAUCUUCCACAUCGACAUGGCCGCGGCGUGCACCAUGCACGCCAACUGCUGCGUGGGGCUCGGGAACAAGCUGCACGACCUAACGGACGUGCUCGGCCAAUGGAAGAACUACUCGGGCCUGAUGCCGCAGGAGAAGAAGAGGCAGAAGUUCACAUGGAAGGACCUGGCCAAGUGCGGGACUCCGGACAAAACGCACACAUGA